CUGGGAAGCAGGUCGUGUUUUGAAAAUUAGGAAAAAAAAAAUUUUAAUAUCAAAAUAUUAGUGUAACUGAAUACUAGUAAUAAAAUAGACAUCUCUAUGAUAAAUACGGCAGAUAAUACUGCGGGCGAAUUUUAUCAAGACAAGAUGGCGGAUGGAAAAACAAUUCCCGCGCAAUGUCAUUAUUUGAAUAUGGAACAGGAAGUUAACGUAUUCACGACGAACUUGGCAAUGGCUACUGUUCGUUCAGGAAUCAAUUUGUUUAUUGACAACAUUGGUUAUUUAAUAUUUUGUGGAAUAAUAUUAUUUUUAUUAUAUAUUUUAUACAAGAGUUAUUUCAGUCCACCGAUUUAUGUGAAGGAAUUGACUGACAUUGGUUAUGAACAUAUAAGUGGCAAAAAAGACAGGGCAAUGAAUAUCAACAGGGUACAGAGUGCAAAGCAAUUAGGAAAUAAGCUCCCACCUCCUUACCCUAAUGGCUGGUUCGCUGUCGCUGAAAGUAGGGAUCUUAAAGUCGGCAAGGUGAUCUCCGUAGAUGCAUUAGGAUUAAAUCUCUGCGUCUACCGUGGUGAGGACGGUGUGGCUCGCUGUGUGGAGGCAUAUUGUCCCCAUUUGGGUGCUAACCUGGGUAUAGGAGGUACGGUCAACGGCAGCUGUAUCACAUGUCCAUUCCACCAGUGGAGGUUCAACGCCGAGGGUCAAUGCGUUGGAAUACCUGAUGUAGAAACUGUGCCAGCUGGCAUCAGUAUCAAGAAGUACCAUACCACGGAGAUAGAUGGUGCAGUUUGGGUGUGGCAUGAUGCUGAAGGUCGUGAUCCACUAUGGAUAGUAUCUGAAGCUCCGGAGAUGAAGAACAUGAAAUUUAGAGGAAGGAAUGAGUUUAUGAUCAACGCUCAUAUUCAGGAAAUACCAGAAAAUGGUGCUGAUGUGGCUCAUCUAAAUGCUCUCCAUUCAACUUCAUUGCUUACUGAAAUUGGGAAUCGAUUUCCUAUCUUACAUAACAUCAUUGGUCAACACAUCUGGGCAGCGGAGUGGUGUCGCGGUGAGAAGGCGCAUGAGGCUCACAUGGUGAUUGAGCAGAAGUACAUUGUGAUGAAAUGCGAUGUCUUCCCAAUGAAAGUUUCUGUGACACAGAUCGGUCCGAGCCACGUGCGUUUACACUUCGAAAGUCCCUUUGGCUCUCUACUCGUGGCUCAGUCGGUAACUCCUCUCAGCGCGUUACUGCAGCGCGUUGUGACUCGCGUCUUCACUCCGAAACACAACGCGAUAUUCGGAGCAUUCAUGGUACUAGCUGAGGCUUCUCAGUUCAAACGAGACGUGGCAAUCUGGAACAGCAAACGCUACGUGAGCUCGCCCGCGUACGUGCGUUCAGACAAGACAAUCCGCGCUUUCCGCGCUUGGUACAUGCAAUUCUACAGUGAAAGUAGCGUCUCGCUCAAGCAGGCGAUGCAGAACCCACUCGACUGGUGACCGAUAGAUGGCGUGCAAACUAAUCUUGAAUUAAAUUAAAUGUUAACUAUAGAUGGCGUGGAAACUAAUUGAUGAUAGAUAGCUUAGAUAUUGCCUAUAUAUAAAAGUUAUG
Messenger RNA from Papilio xuthus (Asian swallowtail), 1579 nucleotides. RefSeq names its product cholesterol 7-desaturase nvd (gene nvd). Gene Ontology annotation, biological process: cholesterol metabolic process. NCBI's taxonomy places the organism in Eukaryota, Metazoa, Arthropoda, Insecta, Lepidoptera, Papilionidae. Gene Ontology annotation, cellular component: cytoplasm. Bases 97 to 1467 code for a protein of 456 amino acids. Gene Ontology annotation, molecular function: 2 iron, 2 sulfur cluster binding; oxidoreductase activity. The transcript has 9 exons. The record is from RefSeq and is a predicted model, not a curated record.